Monoraphidium neglectum is the source of this 373-nucleotide messenger RNA. Its product is annotated as flagellar associated protein. Gene Ontology annotation, biological process: cilium organization. Gene Ontology annotation, cellular component: ciliary basal body. Lineage: Eukaryota; Viridiplantae; Chlorophyta; Chlorophyceae; Sphaeropleales; Selenastraceae. The annotation marks the transcript as partial. The transcript has 3 exons. The record is from RefSeq and is a predicted model, not a curated record.
AUGUCACGAAUCUACUCAGCCGGGCAGUACCAGCAGACGUACCUGCCGCACCGCCUGAACAACUGGAUGGCGCCUGACAACGGCAAGCAGCACGCCACCACGGCGCCCGGCCGGUACGGCACGCUGCGGGCCAAGCCCCCGGGGUCGCGCACCCAGUUCAUCGUGGACAAACGCGGCCACCUCUUGCCUGGCGUGCCAAAGGCCAACACUGCGUUCAGCAGCGGCGCCGAGGCGCUCGGCGGCGUGCCGCCGCGCUGGCCGAGCCCCUCGCCCGCGCUGCUCGCAGCGCCGGCGGCGACCAUGGGGUACAAGGGAAUCCAGACGGACUACCUGCCCAGCAGCACCGUCAUCACAACCAGCGUGCAGCUGGAGG